Messenger RNA from Caenorhabditis auriculariae, 382 nucleotides. The record is from the annotation of a GenBank genome assembly. NCBI's taxonomy places the organism in Eukaryota, Metazoa, Nematoda, Chromadorea, Rhabditida, Rhabditidae.
AUGGCUACAAUAUCGGUACUCUUCACAUUUUGAUAAAUUUUCAUUCAAAAUCCUUGAAGCCUACUGGAAAAGAUGUGUCCUUACCGGAACUACUGAGACGUUUGAAACUUCAGGAAAAGGUUUAUUCACUCUGGAUCGCAUGAAAAAUAUUUAUUUAGAAUCUAUGUUUGAUGAGAAAAGAGAUGGAGAAGCGAAAAGAGCUUUGGCGUGCAGCAAUAUAUGAAGUUGAUGAAUUGGAGAGUGAGGUACCAAAGAAAAAAAAAUUUUUUUUGAACAAAGAAAAACUCAGGCAAAACUUAUAAGACCCUUAAAAGAAACGGAGGCGAGCCAAAGUGUUCAACCGAGCACUCCUGAAAGCAAUGGAAACGAGGAAAACAACUGA